Anopheles bellator is the source of this 1637-nucleotide messenger RNA. RefSeq lists its product as uncharacterized. The record is from RefSeq and is a predicted model, not a curated record. Bases 261 to 1637 code for a protein of 458 amino acids. The transcript is spliced from 3 exons. Lineage: Eukaryota; Metazoa; Arthropoda; Insecta; Diptera; Culicidae.
AAUGUCUGCAACUUGCGAAACGAGUCAAAAGUUCACGAUCGAGACGACCGCCAGACUGGGUCUGAGUUGUUGGGCUGGCUCACUGAGUAAACAUGGGCUGGCUAAGGAUGGCCUUUAGGGUCCGUCAUGUUUUCGAUUUGGUUACCACAACAAGUGCGUUAGUGUAAACGGAUGGCGCGCAAGGUGUGUAUAUAAGUGGCCCAGAUAGCACCGAGCUACGGCUCUUAGUUCCUAGUAAGCCGUGCGCCAGUAACACCACAAUGAGUGUAGGUAGUUUAGGGGUACUAGUGGCCCUUCUGGUCCGACCGUGGACCGUGCGUGCCGGUGUCCCACCGGCCAUCGCUUUAGAUAAUCAUUUCACGUACAUAGUGCUCGGUGGCGAUCAUGUGGCCGAAAGUGUCGGGCGAUACCUCUCCGCAAAGGAUUCCAAUAAAACGGUGCUAGUGUUGAAGGGAAACCGAUGUAACGAUGUCCUGGAACCGUCCGAACCUUCGAGACAGUGGCUAGAGGUGUCGUAUCUGUUCGCGGAAAGUGCCCACUAUCUGGGGUACGAGUUUAUCGAUCCGUUUCUGCACGGCUCGAAACCGGGCAUUGCGUUCACGAACCAGUCGGAGGGAUUCCUUUUUCCCCGGCAGCAGCUGUACGCCGUCGAUCCGAAUCUGAAGAUGCUGACCGAUGCGCGACCGCAGAGAAUUAUCUACAACAAAGCUUCCGCGACGAUUUUAGGGGUGGAAGUGAGCAUCAACUUCGAGACGCAUUACAUUUUUGCCCGCGAGGAACUGAUAAUCGCUGGAAGGUGCACCGAAGACUAUCAACUGCUAUCGAGUGCUCAAGUCAUGUCGAAGGGCGCACUGCAGAAGAUGCUCCAUGCGGUUCCCUUACAGAUUGCGCUGAAAAGUCCGAUCGUUGCCCCAGCCUUCGCACUCAAUGCACCCGAUCCACAAGAUUACCCGCCACCAUCCAAGCAACCCUAUUACCUCCUGGCGACGGAGCUGUUCAUUGAAACGCUUUCGAAGGACAGCACCGAUCGUAAGCGCGCUGCGGAAGGCAUCCAGCCGAACGCCAAGGUGAACAUUGUACUGAAAGAACAGCCGCCGAAUCGGUGGAUCGGGUUCAAUCCGUCCGUCAUCUACCCAGAAGGCGCCAGCGAGUUGUCCGAUCCCGCCACCCUGCUGGCGGUCCUGAUGGACACUGUCGAGCUGUGUCUGAAGCUUGGGACGAGUGAAACGUUCCAAAAACUAGGCCUAACGAUGCAGAAGCUCCCACAGCACCCUGAGUGUCCAGCGGAUCCACCAAACAGCUUACUAUGUUUUGUAAACCGUACGCUGACCACGCCGGCGUACGGUAGCGACGAGGAAACCUCAGUCACCGUUCCGAUGGGAAGUCUUACAGAAGAUUUCCGGUUGAAGGGGGCCCGUAAGCUCCGUCUGCUGCCGUUCGGUUUAUCGUCGCCCUUCCUGGAUCGCUGGUGGAAGCGGGUGUUUUCUUAUAGGAGCCGGGCGCGGGAGUACACAACUCGAACCGGAGUCAUUGCAGGCCAGGAAACGCCAGGUCUCAGCAAACCACCGAUGGAGACGCUGUUGGAAAAACUGAAAGAACGUUUAAAGUACGUUAGCAAUAUGGCGCGCUAUCAAUAG